Messenger RNA from Solanum tuberosum (potato), 3211 nucleotides. RefSeq lists its product as uncharacterized. Lineage: Eukaryota; Viridiplantae; Streptophyta; Magnoliopsida; Solanales; Solanaceae. The transcript is spliced from 5 exons. Bases 1913 to 2767 code for a protein of 284 amino acids. The record is from RefSeq and is a predicted model, not a curated record.
AAUUUUCCCUUUUGCUUUUGAAUUUUUCAUCUGCAUCUAGGAUUAGAAUAUUAGUUAGAGACCGAGUUUAUUCAAGUCCUUAAUCUCCUCAGGUAUAUUUCCAAUAUUGAUAUACAUGUCUCACUGUUAAGGUUCCUAGUUUUGGAUCGAGUCGCUGGACGAUUAACUAAAAAGUCAGGCUGUCAGGUCUAAGCCCUUGUUCUUAUUCCUUGUUUUGCUUAUAAUUGCUGAAAUUUGCAAUUCAUUCAGGGAAUUGCAAGCUUGGAAACUUGUUUGAGAAUGUUUUGAAUCUCUGAAACUUGAUAAAAUCCAACUUAUUUUAUUAAUAAUGUCAACUCUCUUAAAUAGAGGUUUACAAUAACAAGAGUCCUAAUAAAUUAGAAAUAACAAAGUCUUAUAAAACUAAAAUAAUUAGAAUCCUAAUCCACCCAGAAAGUUUUGUUCGACUAAAAUAAUAAUUCAAAAAUAUUAAUCAUUCUUGUGUUUGUAUAUUGUUUCCCGACAAACACAUCAAUAACAUUACUCCCUUCGUGAAGGAAAAGCUUGUCCUCAAGCUUGAAGUAUGGAAAGACAGAUUUAAAAUGAUGCAUUGGGAGAGUAGAGUCCUCAACGGAUAGGCCAUACCACUGAACUAGAAUUUCCCAAUUACCACGAUUAAGACGUGAUCGGAGCACAGAUCAAAGGGUGGGAACAUCACGUCCUUCUUGUACUGGUGGAAAAGAAGGUGGAGUUGCAGGUACCUCACCCUUGAAUGACUUAAAAAAGUGAUACAUGAAACACAUCAUGAAGCUUGCAACCUGCACGUAGCUAAGAUGAUAAGCAACUAAUCUGAUGCGCCUCAAAACUGCAAAAGGACCAUAAUAUUUUGGUGCAAGCUUACGAUAGACAUGACUAGCUAGAGUUUUUUGGCGAUAUCUUCCCUUAUGUCAAGGGGAUUAGACAAUUUACAUAUAACUCGAAAGAUUAGGUUUUCCUUAAUUGCACAGUAUAAUUUUUCAGCAUGGGGAUACAAUUAACAACACUGUCAAUACCCAGUUCCACCACUUAAUAAUAGUGCUAAUUGCUAACUACCUAUUCUAAAUUAGACUGUCUCCUAUAACUAACAAUGAUUUCAGUAAAAUAUAUAGCUAAGCUGAUUGUUUUCAAAUCAUAACAUUAAUGGGAGGAAACCAAAAAUGUGUUGUAUAAUUUUUGACAGAGUCUCAAAUGCUAAUGUGCACUGCUAAUAUUGGGUAACUUUAUUUCCUCCGAGGAAUUUGACUUCUAAAGAAAUGAUUUUGAAAGUUAAAUAUAAGUAUGUGAGAUUGAGAUUGCUUGAUGUUUCUUUUUUGUUUUACUUUUUUCCUUGGGAGGAGAGUGUUUUUAUAGUUCAUGCUGAAAGGUCUUACAUUUAUCUUCAUCUGAAGCAUAGCUUCUUCAGGUUGAAAAUUAACUAUCUUGUUCUUCUUUAGCUGCUUUUUUCUCCAAUAGUUAUUUUAUAGACAAAAAUGGUUUGCCUUCUGUUGUGGACUUUCUUCAUCUGACGUUUCAUUAUUUUUCUUUAGUUUUAGACUUCCAUUGAUAUCAACAGAGUUAGAGAUUUCCAGCUAAAUGUCAGCCAAGGAGGAGGUUGAGGAGAGUCGUGCACUUGUUGAAUUUAAUGGGAGUGCAUCUAUAAUCAAUGAAACUGGGCUUCAAGUUUAUCCAGUUGUCAAGAUGACUCGGGCGAAGGUUUACCAUAUGCUCCUGUAGAUUGGCCAAAUGUUGGUGAUAAGUGGGGCAGGCGGGCAGGGAAAAAAGCUACAGGUUUAGGCACCUUUAAAGAUAGAUAUUUGUAUCUUCCGAAGCGUUUUCAGGCUCUAAAAGAUGGAUAGAAAAAUGCUUUUCGAAUAAGAUUUCAGUUAAAAAGUAUCUCCAGUCUGAGUAUCCUGGUAUGGAUAUAAACCAAUUCUUUGCCUCAUUCAGUUGGAUGAUUCCUUCGAGGCAGUCACCGAUCUCAAAAGAUAUUGAUUUUGACUCAGAUAUGAAAGAGAGGACUACAUAUUCAGGGACGAAAAUGCAACCUUUACUGGCUGAUUCUCCUAUCAGAGCCAUUACUUGUAAGGCUGGUAACAGAAUCUGUAGCAGUUUAACAACAGAAAAUCCUUUUUUGGAGACCAUGCUUUGUAAUAUCUGCUGCAGUGAGCCUGGUUUUUGUCAAGACUGUUGUUGUAUCCUUUGCUGUAAACCUAUCAGUGUGGAUUAUGAUGGGUACAGUAACAUUCGAUGUGGAGCAACAGUAGAUGGCUUCAUAUGUGGACAUGUUUCCCAUCUAGUGUGUUCUACGAGCUUACAUGGCUGGGACAGCCGGAGGAAGCAUCAAAUUGGAUGCAUAGAAAAGAUUUUGAAUGUUGGCAUUUGUGUUUUGCGUGGCUCACAAAAAAGGAGUGGAAAAGAAUUGUUGCAUCGUAUUGAAUCAAUCAAGGCAAAGCUUACAAAAGGAGUCCGCAUUCAAGAUGCAUUCAAAAAGGAAAGCUGUGUGGAUAGCACUGAUAUUGAUUUUGACUCAAAUAUGAAAGAGAUGACUACAUCUUCAGGGACGGAAUGCAACCUUUACUGCCUUAUUCUCCUAUUCAGAGCAAUUACUUGUAAUGCUGGUCACAUAAUUUGUAGAAGUUUGAUAAUCAUUGAAGCUGAGUUUGGUAAACCUGAAGCUGAAGCUGACACUGCUUUUACAUUCUUCAGGCAAAGCUUGGAUUUUGCGCUAAUUUGGAUUAUGUUUUUAUUAUUCUUCCUCUUCCUCUUGUAGAAACUUUCUUCUCUUCCAGACAAAGUAGCUAAUAACUACAAGGGAGUUGGAUUAGCUAUAGCAGGUGGUAGUGGUAUACUUGUUGUUCCUGUUCGUGAUCCACUUCCAUCAGCUCGUGGGCGAGAGCUAGCACCAAAUGGAAGAGCUAUGGUAUUUAUGCCGAUGCCUCAUGAAACACUACCUCUCCCUCUUGGUGCUACUAAAACCCUCUACAUAGUAGGAUUUCCUUCACACAGCUCCAGAAGAGAAGGAGCUCGCAUCCUUUGAGAUGUCAUUUACUGAAUCAUUAUUAAUUUCUGAAUAUAUUUGUUGCUUGUUCCCUAACUGCACUUACAAGAUAGUUUUUGUCCUUUUGUGGGAUACAUAGAAGUCAAACUUGUUAGAUAGGAAUCAAAACAUGUAAAUUGAUGUUUAUGCUGUUUCUAUUAGUAUAGUAUUUAUCUA